AUGGCCGAGAGCAAGUGUCCUCACCUCAACGUCGCUGGCGGCGGUACCAGAAACCGUGACUGGUGGCCCGAGUCCGUCAAGCUCAACAUCCUCCGCCAGAAUACCUCUGUCACCAACCCUCUCGGCGAGGAGUUUGACUAUGUCUCAGCCUUCAAGACUCUCGACUACGAGAGCCUCAAGAAGGACCUUACUGCCCUCAUGACCGACUCCCAAGAUUGGUGGCCCGCCGACUUUGGCCACUACGGAGGUCUUUUCAUCAGAAUGGCUUGGCACAGUGCUGGCACUUACCGAGUCUUUGACGGUCGUGGUGGCGGUGGUCAGGCACAGCAGCGAUUUGCCCCCCUCAACAGCUGGCCCGACAAUGUCAGUCUGGACAAGGCUAGACGUCUACUUUGGCCCAUCAAGCAGAAGUACGGCAACAAGAUCUCAUGGGCCGAUUUGCUCAUCCUCACUGGCAAUGUUGCCCUCGAGUCCAUGGGCUUCAAGACCUACGGUUUCGCUGGUGGCCGUGUCGAUAGCUGGGAAGCUGACGAGUCUGUCUUCUGGGGUGGCGAAAACACCUGGUUGGGCAACAAUGUCCGAUACAAUGACAACAAGGACUCCCAGAAGCGUGAUCUCGAAUCUCCUCUGGCUGCUGCCCACAUGGGUCUCAUUUACGUCAACCCCGAGGGUCCUGAUGGCAACCCUGACCCCGUUGCCGCUGCUCGCGACAUCCGCACCACUUUCGGCCGCAUGGCCAUGAAUGACGAGGAGACCGUUGCCCUGAUUGCCGGAGGACACAGCUUCGGUAAGACUCACGGUGCCGGCCCUGCCACCAACGUUGGUAAGGAGCCUGAUGGUGCCGCUAUUGAGCAGCAGGGCCUUGGGUGGAAGAGCACCUACGGCACUGGCAAGGGCCCCGAUACCAUCACCAGCGGUCUCGAGGUUAUCUGGACCAAGACUCCCGCCCAGUGGAGCCACAACUUCUUCGAGUAUCUCUUCAAGUACGAGUGGGAGCUCACCAAGAGCCCUGCGGGUGCCAACCAGUGGGUUGCCAAGACCAAUGACGAGAUCAUCCCCGACGCCUACGAUGCAAACAAGAAGCACAAGCCCAGAAUGUUGACCACUGAUUUGUCUCUGCGCUUCGAUCCCGCUUACGAGAAGAUUUCUCGCCGCUUCCUCGAGAACCCCGACCAGUUCGCCGAUGCAUUUGCUCGCGCCUGGUUCAAGCUUACCCACCGUGAUAUGGGCCCCAAGUCUCUCUACGUCGGACCCGAGGCGCCCACUGAGGACCUCAUCUGGCAGGACCCCAUCCCCCCCGUCAACCACGCCCUGAUCGACGAAAAGGACGCUGGUGCCAUCAAGGAGGAGAUCCUCAAGUCUGGUCUUGACGUUUCCAAGCUCGUUUCUACUGCCUGGGCUUCUGCCUCUACCUUCCGUGGCAGCGACAAGCGUGGUGGCGCCAACGGAGCCCGCAUUCGUCUUGCUCCCCAGAAGGACUGGAAAGUCAACAACCCUGCUCAGUUGUCUCAGGUCCUCAGCACCCUGGAGGACAUCCAGAAGCGCUUCAACCAGUCUGGCAAGACUGUCUCUCUUGCUGAUGUCAUUGUCCUGGCUGGUGCUGCUGGUGUUGAAAAGGCUGCUCGUGAUGCUGGUGUCAACAUCACUGUUCCCUUCACUCCCGGUCGCAACGAUGCUACCCAGGAGCAGACUGACGUUGAGUCUGUUGGUUACCUCGAGCCCUUGGCCGACGGCUUCCGCAACUACGGAAAGUCUCACGGCGCUGUCAAGCAGGAGCACCUGCUUGUCGACCGUGCCAACCUGCUCACUCUCUCUGCCCCUGAGCUCACAGUUCUCAUUGGUGGUCUGCGUACCCUGAAUGCCAAUUACGAUGGCUCUGCUCUUGGUGUCUUCACCUCGCGCCCUGGUGUUUUGACCAACGACUUUUUUGUCAACCUGUUGGACGCCAACACCGAGUGGAAGGCUACUGGCGAGGACACCUUCGAAGGUGUUGACCGCAAGACCGGUGCCAAGAAGUGGAUCGCCUCCCGCAAUGAUCUUAUCUUGGGCUCCCACCCCGAGCUUCGUGCCGUUUCCGAAGUAUACGGCAGCGGUGAUGGUGCCCAGAGGUUCGUUAAGGACUUCGUUGCUGCAUGGGAUAAGGUCAUGAACCUGGACAGAUUUGAUGUUAAGAAGGGUGGAAACAAGAAGGCCGCCCGCCUGUAG
Molecule: messenger RNA, 2205 nt
Organism: Pochonia chlamydosporia 170
Lineage: Eukaryota; Fungi; Ascomycota; Sordariomycetes; Hypocreales; Clavicipitaceae
Product: peroxidase/catalase 2
Exons: 1
Coding region: 1-2205 (734 amino acids)
Biological process (GO): hydrogen peroxide catabolic process; cellular response to hydrogen peroxide
Cellular component (GO): cytosol
Molecular function (GO): catalase activity; heme binding
Source: RefSeq, a predicted model, not a curated record